AUGAUUCUCACCGUAUUCGGCGAUUUAAGUGCUUUGCCAUUCUUAGAGACGUCAAGAAAUGUACCAGAGCUUUCUCUAAAAUUACUCCCACCGGAUUUAGCUCGUGACUAUUCGUAUUAUGAUCACCACCAUCAUCAUCAUCAACCAGAUACAAUUGAUAAACGCACAACAAAGACACAAAGAGUUACUAAACCAACUAGAACAACUAAACCAGCAACAUCGACACAAGCAGUAAUAGUUGAAGAACCAAAACAACAACAAAAACCUUUCCAAUCAAACUAUGAAAAGCUUCCUGAUGGUGGAUAUCGGUUUUCAUAUACGACUGCUGAUGGACAAACACGAGAGGAACUUGGAUAUUUCCGUGACAAUGAAGAUGGAGAAAAAAUUUGGAUUGUUGAGGGUUUCUAUUCAUAUGAAGGAGCCGAUGGAAAGCCUUACCGAGUCCAAUAUAUAGCUGAUGAUAAAGGAUAUCGUAUUGUGAAAAAAGAACCUAAGACUUAUUAUUAUUAUACCUAAAUUAAUUUGGCAACUUCUGGUAAGUUUGCAUUUUUUUUAAAUAAACAUACAUUUUUAGUCAAGAGAGAAUUGUAAAAAUUCUAUUCCAUUGCUUUAAAAAUGUUUGAAAAGAAGCAAUAAAAAAAUUGUC
Molecule: messenger RNA, 646 nt
Organism: Clunio marinus
Lineage: Eukaryota; Metazoa; Arthropoda; Insecta; Diptera; Chironomidae
Source: the annotation of a GenBank genome assembly